AUGUCGAGGGUCGUCAAAGCUUUUCGGGAGUUCCUCGUUGCGGAGAAGACUUUUCGGAAGAUUUUUGCCAAACAAACGCCCGGUAAUCGCAUUGCACCCCCAAGGACCAACGCAAUGGAUGCCAAACUCCAACUCCGGCUUGAUGCCGGAGAGGUCGUGAACGGCAAAAAGGCGAUUUAUCUUCAGGUCAAUUCGCAGGCCAAGAACGAAGCAUUGAAAAAGUUCAAAAAGAAGUAUGGAACUGAUGCAAACCUGGCUACCGCAUUCAUCGAUGAAGAUACGCCAGAAGAGAAGCAGGAAGAGGUCUUCGAGGAGAUGUGGCAGCAUCUCGAGCCUCAGAUCAGGGAGAGACUUGGUUGA
Penicillium cinerascens is the source of this 360-nucleotide messenger RNA. RefSeq lists its product as uncharacterized. The transcript has a single exon. Bases 1 to 360 code for a protein of 119 amino acids. Lineage: Eukaryota; Fungi; Ascomycota; Eurotiomycetes; Eurotiales; Aspergillaceae. The record is from RefSeq and is a predicted model, not a curated record.